GGUAGCUUCCUGGUAUGCGUAAUGACUGUUUGCAGGCUAGAUUUGGGGGGUUGGCUACUCUGCAGAGCAGUUCUGCUGACUGCAGUAGAGAGGUACUACCUCAGUGCGUCAGCACAUUGAAAUGAAUGAAGAAGUAGCCGAUCAAUCAGUGUGACUGCAGAGAGAGAGACAGAAGUCUACAUACUUUCAAACCUUCAUCUUUUGAUUAGACGUCCUCACAUGUGUUAGCGGCCGGGAGCAAGAGCUCCGUAAGAUGUGAAGUGAUCCCCCUGCCCCCCGGUGCUUCAAAACAAGAUGAUUUUUCUGGUAACCUUCUGCCUCCUCUCCGUGAGCCGAGCGGACAACUUUGAGGCGGCGUACAGUGACCUGGAACACUACAGGACUAUAUACACCACAGAAAAUGGCCCCCGACUAUCAGUUAACACAACACAACCCACAGUGAUCUCUCAACGCGGAGGCAACGCCACACUGCCAUGCAAAUUCAACCGGGAUCCCUCAUCCCCCCCGAACCCUAAACUAAGAAUAAAAUGGACUAAACUUACUUCAGACUACCUGAAGGAAAUCGACGUGUUCGUAGCUAUGGGCUACCACAAAAAGAGCUACGGUCGCUUCCACGGCCGCGUACAUCUCAACGCUGCCGGUGAGAAUGACGCUUCGCUCGUCAUCAAUGACAUCACACUGGAGGACUAUGGGAAGUACAAGUGUGAGGUCAUUGAUGGCUUGGAAGAUGACACGGUGGUCGUGACUCUCGACCUUCAAGGCAUAUUGUUCCCAUAUUUUCCACGAUUGGGACGAUACAACCUGAACUACCAUGAUUCCGAGAAAGCUUGCACAGAGCAAGAUGCCAUCCUGGCAUCUCCCGAGCAGCUGUACGACGCCUGGAGAGAUGGGUUGGAUUGGUGCAAUGCAGGAUGGCUUAGUGACGGAUCAGUGCAGUACCCAAUCACCAAACCCAGAGAACCAUGUGGAGGCAGUAACACCGUUCCUGGCGUGAGGACUUAUGGGACGCGUAACAAGCAAAAAGAUGUAUAUGACGCCUUUUGUUUCACUUCACACUUCAAAGGCCGUUUCUACUACUUGAUACAGCCCUUCAAACUUACAUACAACGAGGCGGUUCAGGCGUGUCAGAAGGAUGGCGCUCAGAUCGCUAAAGUCGGCCAGAUGUACGCCGCAUGGAAGCUGCAGGGCUACGACCGCUGCGAUGCUGGCUGGCUGGCGGACGGUAGCGUGCGCUACCCGAUUUCACGUCCACGCCGACGUUGCAGCCCGACGGAGGCUGCUGUGCGUUUCUCUGGGUUCCCCGAUAAGAAGCAGAAACUCUAUGGCGUGUACUGCUACAAGGAAGAGCCAACCGUAUAACUCGCGAACUAAGUGUGAUGGUGUAAGGAGUUAGUUUGAGCGCAUUAAACUGUGACAAAAUCUCUAGAUACUGUACUACAGAAGGAUUUGAAGAUAACGUAAGUGAUUUGUGUUGGUUUGAAGUGAAAAGGUUCUGUAGGAUCAGGGACCUCAGGUGUCCUCUCAAAAGUCAAGACUUCACCACAGGACGCCAAACAGGACAAGAAAAUUAUUAAUACGUUGAUGCAAAAAUACCAGGGGUUGGAUUCACAAAUCAUUCUUAAGAAUUAAUAACUACAAAAAAGAAAUCCCCAACAAAAAUAGUUAAGUUCUUAUUUUUUCCUAAAUUGUAAUAAAAAAAGUUUAUAAUAAAUAACAAAUAUUUUUUAUCCCCCAACAUUUUUUUUUCUUUUUCUUAUACAUAACAUGUUUAAUAGGUUUAUUGGGUUGUGACACAUAGCAAAAUUAAGAAUUUUUUUAAAAGAUUUUUUUUUACAAAUAGUUACUCUUACUCUUAAUGUUUACUCUUAGAACUUAGAAAACAACCCACUUAGAAAACAUUCAAAACAUUGGAGAGGGUCACAAAUAUUAGGUGUGCUGAUUUAAGUAUUAGCUAUGUACUUUAUAUAGUAAUACCAUAACAUUUUAUUUUAUUUUCCUCUUCAAAAAAUGUAUUGUAAAAUUAAAUUGUUUAACUGCAAUAUCAUGCUUAUAUAUUCAAUGAAUGAUUGAAUGGUGCUAGAUAGUCUAAAAAAAGUUAUAUACGCUAAAGUCAAAAGCGUCUGCUAAAUGACAAAAUGUAAGUCUAUCACCAAAGUCUAUCAUAUUUCUCUUAAAGGUGCACUGUGUAACUUUUAGAAUCAUCUCUUGACAGAAAUGCAAUAUAAUAAACAUAACUAUAUUAUCAGUGGUGUAUAAAGAACUUACAUAAUGAACUGUAUUGUUUUUAUUACCUAAUGCAGCGUUCAAACCAGCCGUGGUAGAGAUGUCAAGCGCGAGUGAUUUCAAUGUCAAGUCAAUGUGAACAAGUGUUGACGCGCCCUGGAGGUCUCACGGUGCGAAUAAGGCGUUUAGCGCGCCUUAUUUGCGCGUCUAGUCCGCCCUAAUGCCGUGAAUUGAUAGUUGCCACAGGAAACGUUCGAGUUGAAAAUUUUUUCUUUUGGCAGAAAAACACGACGCGAUAACCAAUCAGGAACUUGCUCUAUUAGUGAUGUGAUUACAGAAAGCGAGCGGAGUCGCAGAAGCCCCUCCCAUGACGCGAAUUUCCACGUGAAUGUCUCUGACUAGAAUUUCACGUGCGGCAUUCAUGCGCAAAUGAAGUGAGUAAACUCAAAAUGUUCAAGCGGCAAACUAGACGCGAAUUUGAUGCCUCAAACGUGGCUGGUGUAAACCCAUCGUUAGAAUGAGCGUUUUUAUCGAAUAUACAUCGAGGGUCACCUUAAAUGAGAGUCGCCAUUUCGCGCCACUAACUGUAGCCCUAUUGGACAAAUGUUUAUAUAGAGUGUGUUUUGUCACUACGUUUCAGACAAUAACAUUGUUUGUCCUGUAGCGGCUACCAUAGCUUCACUAUGCGCUUCGAAAGGAAGGGGUGAGCUGUGGACUGAGCUGUUUGUUGCAAUUCACAUUCUCACCACUAGAUGCCGCUAAAUUUCUACACAGUGGACCUUUAAGAAAAAAUGUAAAACAUUUGAAAUAAAAAUUGAGAAAUUUUCAAGAACUGCACUUAAAAUUCUUUCGAACUCCUUAUCAUUUAUCUUAAGAGCGUUCUCUUUUUUCUCUUAAGAAUUUUUGUGAAUCUGCCCCCUAGUUUGAUUGAGGGAAGAGAUAUCUGGUUAGAUAUUGCAUUGGAGAUUCACUCUGUGCUGUUUCGUUUAGCAUGCAGUAGCUGAGGGAUGUCCUAAAAACUGAAUGACAGUAAAGCUUUAACACAUUAGACUGCUACCUACUUAGUUUAUCUGUUAAGAACAUCAUAGCCCAUUUAAACAGCAUGAUGAAAAAAUAUUUUCUGUUGACAGGAUUACAACAAAAUUCAAUGGAAGUGCUAAAUGCCACAAUUUAUCCUUUGCCAUCCUUACAGGGUGCUAUAAUUAUUAUAUUAAACAUGUACCUUUUAAAAUUUAGUUUGAAAAGAUUUUAUGUGGACCAAGCCAUGUUGAGUCUUACGUAAAUCAUAUUGUAGGAAAUAAGGAAAGAAAACUUAACUUUUGUAUUUUAAUAGUUUAAAAAAAUCUGUGUUGUUUUUUUGAAUUUAUGUUAAUGAUAUUUUCUUUGAAAAAAUGUUUAUAAAAUGUCUCCUGUACGACUCCGACAAUGUUUGCGAAUUUCCGGUUCUUACCACAGAUUUAUUGAUUUAUAUCUAAUGCUUUUUAUGUAUUUGUGUUCUGUUUCACACCUGAUAUGAUCAACUCAUGAAAGCGUAGAAAACAUAUUGUCAAACGUAUCCUAUAGCAGAGGUGCCAAAUGUUAAAUAGAGGUACAGUAGUCUGCUAGACAAAGAAAGCACACGGCACAUUUUCUAAUUAUGAAGACAAGUAGUUUUAGUCUAUGCAUGUUACAGUUUACAAAGUUUAAAACUGAGGUGUCCAAAACGACAACAGUAUUGUGUACAUGAAUAACAGCACAAUGUGAAAAUAACAAUUUAUUUUCUACUGUAGAGCAAACAGACCUUGCAGGUAAAGGUUUACACUAAGAAUACAGAAAAGAUAACGGCACAACUAAGUGCGUAGUAUUAGCAUGCAGCAUUCAGUCUUUUACUUGACUAUGACGCAGUAAACCUUUAGAGAAACAUGACCAUCUGUGGCAUUUGGAAACCAUUUAAAACAGACUGCCAAACUAAGCAAAAACAAGACAUUUGAUUACGGUUGUAAUUCUAAGUUUAUGCAACCAAUUAUAAACUGAAAGACUUUUAGCUGCUAUAUGGAAUUACGAGUUUAAAAAAAAAAAAACAUGGUUCUAAACAUUGGAGCCGUUUCAAAAUACAAUUGUAUUCACACACUUUCAUUAUUCAUUUUGCUUUCACUGAUUUUGGCAACUGUACAUGUGCCUUGUUUACAAGAUUUCAGAAUCAAUUGUAGAACUGGAUGCUUAGUCACAGCCUUACGGGCAAACAUUCAUCAUUGUUUUAUGUACAUAAUAUAUAAUUAAAGGUAUGAUUUGACUGUAUCAAUGUGGAAAUCUAUUUGACAUAAAAAGUUAAAUAAACUAUGAGUUAAAUAUA
Molecule: messenger RNA, 4555 nt
Organism: Paramisgurnus dabryanus
Lineage: Eukaryota; Metazoa; Chordata; Actinopteri; Cypriniformes; Cobitidae
Gene: hapln1b
Product: hyaluronan and proteoglycan link protein 1b
Biological process (GO): skeletal system development; central nervous system development; positive regulation of neuroblast proliferation
Cellular component (GO): synapse; perineuronal net
Molecular function (GO): hyaluronic acid binding
Source: RefSeq, a predicted model, not a curated record